Molecule: messenger RNA, 588 nt
Organism: Tachysurus fulvidraco (yellow catfish)
Lineage: Eukaryota; Metazoa; Chordata; Actinopteri; Siluriformes; Bagridae
Product: snRNA-activating protein complex subunit 3-like
Exons: 3
Coding region: 16-567 (183 amino acids)
Source: RefSeq, a predicted model, not a curated record
AAAGUAAAUGAGGAAAUGUGUGACAUGUGUAAGGAGGCGGAUCAGGCGCAGGUUUAUGACGUAUGUGACGCGCCAGGACGCGAUGUAAACAUGGCUGAAGGCGGUAGUACGAAGGCUAUGAACGAAAACGUGCCUGUUUUUGAGCACGUCGAAGUGAAUACUAAACCAUUUCACAUCGGGAGCUUUAGAGAUUUAUGGCUCAGCGUGCUGAAGCCGGAGGAUUACGGCUUUAACCAAACUGCAGGUGAAGUAGAAGAUGCAGAGUUUAUAGAGACGAUGGGAAUCACACCUGACAUUCUGCAGGAGCUGAAAACUAUCUGCAGCCCUGAAUCUCUUCGCUGUCAUCCUGCAGAUGAAGUUCCUGAUCCUGACGACAUUCCUGCGGACACUCAGCUCGCCACCUUAAAACUGAGGAAGAAGAGACUGGACUAUAAAAAGAGUCUCUCACGGGACAGUGUGGGACGUCACGACGCGUAUGCUAAUGAACUGGUGAGUGUGAUUAUAAUAAAAAAGAAUAUAAGAAACAAAAGCCACGCUCCAGAGUUAAAGUGUCGGUCCCAGAGCUAAAGUGUCGUUUCCCAGAGUUAA